Messenger RNA from Pygocentrus nattereri (red-bellied piranha), 4388 nucleotides. RefSeq names its product p21 protein (Cdc42/Rac)-activated kinase 5 (gene pak5). The record is from RefSeq and is a predicted model, not a curated record. The coding region runs from base 633 to 2885 and encodes 750 amino acids. Gene Ontology annotation, molecular function: ATP binding; protein serine/threonine kinase activity. Gene Ontology annotation, cellular component: cytoplasm. Gene Ontology annotation, biological process: cytoskeleton organization; protein phosphorylation; intracellular signal transduction. The transcript is spliced from 12 exons. NCBI's taxonomy places the organism in Eukaryota, Metazoa, Chordata, Actinopteri, Characiformes, Serrasalmidae.
UGUGAGUGUGUGUGUGUGUAUGUGAAUGUACACACAAGGUGCCAUGGCGCUUCAGGGUGUGAGAGGAAGUGGAAUAGUGGGUGAGGAGAGCGGCCGGCUGCAGCAGGAAGAUGGCGUGGGCCGGGGACAGUCGAGACUGGCCCGUGUGCUGGCGCUCUGGGCUUAGCGUGUCUGCAGCGGGAUGCUGCCGUCGGCACUUUUUUUGGUCCUAUCUCUCAUUGGGCUCUAUCAGAGUGCGCAUGGGUGAGCAGCCCUGGGCGAGGCUUCCAAUACAUGUCCACUGAAGAAGGGCACAGGAAUGCGAUGCCCUUCUUUCCAUGCAUCAAAUUAUUUUAUUUCAUGGAAGCUGAUGUACAGUGUGUGGCGAUUAUCCUGGAGCAGUUAUUUGGUUUAAGAGGAUCAAUGAAUCUGAUAUCAGAUAUUGAAGCAGCAACAGGCCACAUUUGCAGCACAUAUCGGCCAAUGGACAGGAGAUUGUGGGCAUGAGACCAAAAGAGGAAAGGGCCGUUGGCAUGCCCGCAUUGCGUAGGAGAUGAGACUGGGACCUGGGCAAGACUCCCUGGGCAAGACUCCUAACACUACCUUCACCUACCUGUGUAAAAUGAUCAAAUUGUUUAUCCAGCUUUUCCAACAUGUUUGGAAAGAAGAAGAAGAGGUUGGAGAUCUCAGCCCCCUCGAACUUUGAGCAUCGCGUGCACACAGGGUUCGACCCGCGCGAGCAGAAGUUCACCGGACUGCCUCAGCAAUGGCAGAGCCUGCUGGCAGACACAGCCAACCGGCCAAAACCCAUGGUAGACCCCUCCUACAUCACCCCCAUCCAACUAGCACCCAUGAAGAUAUCUCCCAAGAAAGUCCGGUCAGCUGAAUCGCCGUUGCGAAAAACUAUCGUGCGGGGAAGCAGGCCACCCAAGGAUGCUUCCAUCAAUGGCCUGCUGGAGGAGUUCGACAGCAUUUCUGUGACACGCUCCAACUCUCUGCGCAAGGAAAGCCCGCCAGGAGCGCACCAGGCCGGAUCCAGCAAGCAGCCCUCCGUGGCCUCAGCAAAUGCCAGCAGCAGCGGUGGCCCAGAGGAGAACGGCUUCAGCCACUACUACGCCCGCUAUUCCUGCGACCUGGACAGCAGCAGGGACUUCUCAUUGGACCCGUACCGGGAUAAGGGUGGCUAUGAUGGAGAGUGGGCCGUGGGACGCCACUACCGAUUCUCUGUCAGACAGAAUGGUCAUCCUGUUCGGAGCCCCUUCUACCCAGAUGCCAUGCCCCAGAAGACCUCAGACUAUGCCAAGUUACCACCAGACUAUCAUGCCUACCUGGAGAGCAAGGUGCGCCUGUCUGCUGAUGAGAUGGGUGCCGGCAGCAGCAGGGACUACUACAGGGCCUCUCUUGGAGGGUCCAGUCAGGAUUACCUGGGCACGCCGUCGCGGGCUUCUUUGCACAGCGAGCAAAUGAGCUACCCAGACGGAGACUGGGGUGGAGGGGCUUACGGCCCUGGCUUAAGGGACGACUAUGAGAAAAGGCCCAAGUCAUCAUACAUCUCCCAGACCAGCCCUCAGCCAGCCAUCCGCCAGCGUUCCAGAUCAGGCUCGGGGCUGCAGGAGCCCAGCCUGCCCUAUGGGAUCAGUGCCUUCAAGGCUGCACCACAGGGCCCCUACAGCUCCUACACCUACCCUCGGCUCUCUGAAAAUACUUCUGCUUCCCAGAUCAUUGGCAAGGGCGACUAUGACAGGAUGUCGCGCGAUGGGAGUCCGCAGGUGCCUGGAGCCGAUAUGUACUCCAGAGGCCACCUCAAACUACCUCAGAGCCAUGGCAAGCCCGGCUACCCACCUAGCUUUCAGUACCCACCUGCCUUUCACUAUAAGCCCUCACCCUACCACCAUCCCCCCUCACAACCUAGCCCUCCAUACACCCCACAGGGGGCACACUCCCAGCCCUCUUCCCCUUACAUCCCCCCUGGAGCCUACCCUCCACCCAGCUGGGGCUCGUCCUCUGAGCAGCCUCCCUCUCGGGUGUCUCACGAGCAGUUUCGGGCUGCACUGCAGCUAGUGGUUAACCCUGGUGACCCACGAGAGUACUUGGACAACUUCCUGAAGAUUGGUGAGGGCUCCACCGGCAUUGUGUGCAUAGCUACGGAGAAGCAUAGUGGCAAGCAGGUUGCUGUAAAAAAGAUGGACCUGAGAAAACAGCAGCGACGCGAGCUGCUCUUCAAUGAGGUGGUGAUUAUGAGGGAUUACCACCAUGAAAACGUGGUGGACAUGUAUAAUAGCUAUCUGGUGGGAGAUGAACUCUGGGUGGUGAUGGAGUUCCUGGAAGGCGGAGCAUUGACAGACAUUGUCACACACACAAGGAUGAACGAAGAGCAGAUUGCCACAGUGUGUCUAUCUGUGUUAAAAGCCCUCUCGUACCUCCACACGCAAGGCGUUAUCCACAGAGACAUAAAGAGUGACUCCAUCCUUCUGACUAGUGAUGGCAGGAUAAAGCUUUCUGACUUUGGCUUCUGUGCCCAAGUCUCAAAAGAAGUUCCAAAAAGAAAGUCCUUGGUUGGCACACCCUACUGGAUGGCACCUGAGGUCAUCUCCAGAUUGCCCUACGGCACAGAGGUGGAUAUUUGGUCUCUAGGGAUCAUGGUGAUUGAAAUGGUAGACGGGGAGCCACCCUACUUCAAUGAGCCUCCACUGCAGGCCAUGAGGAGAAUACGGGACAACCUUCCCCCUCGGCUAAAAGAAUCGCACAAGGUUUCGUCAGUGCUCAGAGCAUUUUUGGACCUGAUGUUGGUGAGGGAACCAUCACAGCGCGCUACGGCACAAGAACUCCUCCAGCACCCCUUCCUCAAGCUCUCAGGCCCCCCAUCCUGCAUAGUGCCUCUGAUGAGGCACUACCGGCACCGCUGAGCCUCGACCAGCAGGGCGGCGACAAACCUCACCUAGUGCGACAUACCGAGAUACCCAAUCAUAUGUAACUUGUGGAUAAAAGACACUGACACCUGUAACCGUACGUAGUUUAGAUGAAACAAAAGCAAACGAGAGCAUCUAUUAAUGCAAAACAAAUAAAUAAAUAAAGAAAACCACAGUGAGGUGGAUAUAUUAUGGGCCUCUAGUAGAGCCGCUGGGUUCAGCGGUGGGUGUUCGACUCUAAGUCUUUAUUAGACAGCUAGUGAAAACUCUGUGGGGGUGACAUGUCUGGUGCAGUUUUUUUUCUCUCUCUAGGCUGUGCGUCCUGACUCCCUGUCUAGAGUCGUGCUGUAGUAGCCGCAGACUAGAGCUUAGGGCAGCGCGAAUCAGCGGUCAGUGGGCCAGGCUGAGGAGCUGACAGGCCGCGGGUGAUCGAUGGCCACAAGCCCCAGCCGGAGGAGCACUAGAGAUGGUGUAUUCAGGAGAGAUAACAGGCUGGGGAGGAAGAGGGGAGGGCCAAGCUCCAGAUUUUUACUUUCGAUAGAGGACACGAGGCUGUUACACUACUGAGGGACAAACGUCUUUCUUUUUUUUCACUUUUCUCUUCUUCUCACACUAACAAUGAAAAUGUAUUUUAGAGGAAUUGUAAGUUUUUCUGUACAGUUUUGAUAAUCGGCAGUAUUUUGUUGUGAUGUAACCAUUGUGAUAUGGGCAGUAUUAAAUAGAAUCGAAGAGUUUCUGCGAGAGAUCUUUCCUACUGUUUAUAAUCCAUUUUUUGACUAAGAAAUGAAAAUAUCCUCACUAAACACAACCCUUAACUGUUGGAGAAACCUGAAUAUAUUUAUUUAUCCUACAUUUGUAGACAGAACUUCCAGUCAGUGCGAAGAGAGGUGUUGCCAGAAUUUUGUAUGCUGUUUUAAAGUAUUAUUUAUUUUUGAACUGAAGGUUUAUUUUUCAGUAGUGUGGCCUUUUUUGUUUCAUUGUUCUCGUUUUGAAUACCUACAAAAAGAGCGAUGUUGGCUGUAUCAUCCAAGCAAGCUGCAUCAGACAAGCAAUAAUCCAACAGCUAUUUAUUAUCGUGAUAUCAAAUGCUUGCGCACUGGUGAUGGCACAAUUUUCUUGUGAUUAGAGGGAAGACGCCUAAAGGUCUUUCAUUUUUAAACCACUGACACAUGGCUACUACCUUUAAGAAUUCAUACUCAUUCAAGAAGCACUCACCUUAAAACCUAGCAAUAUUGAUAAUGUUUUUGACACGACUCGUUUUCAUUUCGGUACUGAGCUCCCUGUACGUGGCACCACAUGUGUGACUCAGCCUCUGGUUCGGUUUUUCUCCCAUUAGUCACUGUGAUCUGUAAAUACCAACAUCAAUGUGUCUGCUUCUGGCAAAACCUGAUGAACAGUCGGGCUCGAAUGAGUAUACCUAACUGUAGUGUCGCUUGUACAGUGAUCUUGCAUGUGUGUCAUCAGUAAAACUGGUUUCAAUAAAAAAAGAGGAAACAGAAA